Molecule: messenger RNA, 2796 nt
Organism: Sparassis crispa
Lineage: Eukaryota; Fungi; Basidiomycota; Agaricomycetes; Polyporales; Sparassidaceae
Exons: 6
Coding region: 1-2796 (931 amino acids)
Cellular component (GO): Z disc; nucleus
Molecular function (GO): transcription coregulator activity
Source: RefSeq, a predicted model, not a curated record
AUGUCUGCGCCGACGGCGGCUCCCAAUCCAUACUCGCAGUACUACCGCCCUGCGCCUGCAUCGUACCCCACCCAGCCGCUGCCGAGCCCGACGAGCCCCGUCCGGCCGACCGCUGCACAGCCGGCGUCCUCCGCCUUCCCGCCGCACUCGUACAUACCUCCGUCCUCGUACGCGGUCCCCGCCCACCCACUCACCCCGGCCCACUCCUCGUUCCCUGGCCCAGCCACCAACCCAUACCCGUCCCCCGACUCCCCCGCGCACAGGCGGCCGUUGCCCACCCCCGCGAGCCGCCCCGGCUCCAUGGCAUCGCCCCGCCCAAGCCCGUCCCCGUCCCACCGCCCGUCCUCCUCCGUCUCCUCCGUCUCCUCAGCCUACUCCGCCUCAGCCAGCCCACCACGGCCCCUUCCCCAGCCCGGUGCUGUGCCCCGCGCCCGGGACCACAGCCCGUCCCGGUUCGCGCCGUUCCCCCGCUCGUUCCCCGUCUCCGACCUCGCGCGCGGCGCCAGCCCGCCCAAGCCCCGCGGCGCAGUGCCAGAAGGUGCGUUCCCGCCGAUCAAUGGCAGGAGCGCGGGCGGCGGGCCGCUCAAGGCGCUGCCGACGCCCGCGAUGGCGUCGUCGCCCUUCCACCGCGCGUAUGGUAGCCCCCCCAAGGCUCUCCCGACUCCUGCGAUGAACGGGUCCGCAUAUACCCACCCCCUCCCACCAGGCAGCGGCAGCCCCAGCCCGCCGCGCGCCCCCAAGGCGCUCCCCACCCCCGGCGUAUACGCCUCUAACGGGAACGCAAGCGGAAACGGGAACGGAGCGGUCUUCCCCGCGCCCCCGCGCGCCCUCGGCCGCAGCGCGAGCGAGAAUCCGCCCGCCCCCAGCGCCCCGCCGGACCACCGGCAGAAGUUCGUCCCCCACUGGAAGCGCGCGCUGCCCACGCGUCCGCUCCCGCCCUCGCCCGCACCCCCCCAGGAGCCGCAGCACGCAUGGCAAGGAUCCCAGAUACGCGUGCGGUCGCUCCCGCAGCCCACGGCGCGCGAGGGGGAGGGCCGUGAGCGGGAGGGGGCGUUGAGGCGGAUAGCGGGGGCGGGCCCGGAGCCGCCACCGCACGAUCGGCAGGCGGAAUCAGCGCAUAAACGGGAGGCGGAACCUGCGCAUAAACGGGAGCCAGAACCGGAGAGCCCGCAGUACGGCAUCCGCGACCUGCCGGCACGGGCGCGGGCGCAGACGACGUCUGCGACGCUCCGCAUGGCUGAGCUCUCGUUGCGCUCUGGGGAUCUUGCGCAGGCUCAAUCUCACGCUCGGUCUCAAGUUCGAUCUGCCCAAGGCGCAUCCCAGUCCCAGUCUCAAGCUCAAGCUCAGACGGCGCCGCGGACGCACGCGCACACGCAGUCCCAGCCGCAGCUCCCCACCCAGUUGGAGUCGCGCUCGCACUCGCAACCGACCUCCGCGUUCCGCGUGCCCCCACCGCACCCGCGCCCCCCUCGCGUCGACUCGCCGCUCCCCAGCGCGUGGCCCGCGGGUCUCCCGCCCCUCCCCCGCGUCCCCACACCCAACGCCGGUCCCUCACCCACGCCGGACGCGCACCCCCCGCCUGCGCGCGGGCAGAGCCUCGGCUGGCGCGUGCCAGAUGCACCUGCGUCGAAUAAUAUCCAUGUCCGCACGCAGGCGCCCCCUGCGCCCCACCCCGCGUCCCCGUCGCCACCCAGCAGCGUGACGUCCCCAGCGAGCGCGACGUCGACCUUUACGCUCUCGUCCUUCCCUUCGCCCCCCGAGUCUGCGGCAGCGUGGCGCCGGGGGAACGCUGCUGCUGCUGCGAGUACAGACGCGGGCGAGAGCGCGAUCCCGAAGAUGUGGGGUGCGAACGCGGACGGGAAGCCACGCAAUGCUGCUGUCCCUCCAGCAGAGCCUGCCGUCUCGGUCCCGACGAUCUCUCUCCCCGGCGAUGCCGACGACGAGAACGACGACGAUGGUGUGCCCACCAUCGCGAUCUCCGUCACCGACGCGGACUCUCCGCCGCGCAUCGCGGUCACCGGCGCCUCGGCGUCCACGGAGAACGCGCGCACGGCCUCGCCGCCGCAGGGCACGGUGUCUUCGGGGUCGAGCCAGUCGAGCGCGUCCUCGCUGCGGCGCGCGGAGCCGCCGCCGCGCAAGAUCUUCAAGCCCGCGGGGGGCUCGCUCGCGUGCGGCGGGUGCGGCGGCGCGAUCGUCGGGCGCACGGUGAGCGCGAUGGGCGCGCGGUGGCACCCGGGGUGCUUCCGCUGCUGCAUCUGCGACGCGCUCCUGGAGAACCUGAGCUCGUACGAGCACGACGGGCGCGCGUACUGCCACCUGGAUUAUCACGAGCGGUUCGCGCCGCGGUGCUACCACUGCCAGACGGCGAUCGUGGACGAGCGGUUCAUCACGCUGGACGACGCGGAGCUCGGGCAGCGGACGUACCACGAGCAGCACUUUUUCUGCGCCGAGUGCGGGGACCCGUUCCUCGCGCCGUCGGCGGGCGCCGCGCGGCACUUUACGGGCGACGGCGCGUUCGCGGGCGGGGAGGACGACGAGGUCGGGUUCACGGUGUACGGCGGGCACCCGUACUGCGCGUCGUGCCACGUGCGGCUGCGGAACCCCAAGUGCAAGAGGUGCCGCCGCCCGAUCCGCGAUGGCGCGCGGGCGGUGGAGGCGCUCGGCGCGAAGUGGUGCUGGGAGUGCUUUGUGUGUGCGGGCUGCGAGCGGCCGUUUGAGGACCCGGCGUUCUUCCAAAGGGAGGGCAGGCCGUUCUGCGAGCAUUGUUUCAGCGUCAUGAUCAAGAGCGAGAUGUGA